AAUUUACUAAAAGGUUUAAAAUUAAAAAACUUAGGAAAGAUUUAAUUCUAUGCCUUUUUGAACAAGAAUUCUACCUUUUUGAGUAACAAUUCUACCUGAAAAACUAGCAAAUAUACAUUAAAGCUUUUAGAUCCCUUGUUGUAAAGGGGGAGUAUAUAUGUAGUUAGGGUUUGAGGAAGUUGUAAGGGAAUUUGUUUUUCAAAAUGACUCUUAUAACUUAGCUAUUAGCAUAAUCUACAGCUCUUUAAAGAUAGUCCCUGGUCUAAUGUACUAUAAGCACUAAGGAACACUUAUUCCCUAUACUUGCCUUAGCUCUGUGAAUAACCAUCCAAUAUUUGUCCACUAGAUUUUAUUACCACCUAUUGCUACUCAUAGUAGCUAGCAACAGGAGCAAUAUAUGUUAUAUAUAUAUAUUCUGCUUUAAAAACCACCUAGGAGCUUGUCAUGUAACUCUGUAGUAGAGCAGUUUCCUAGGAUGCAUAAGACCUAUGGUUUCAUUGCCAGUUCUGGGGGUAGAUGUCCAAACUUGGUGUCUUAAAAUAACCAUUUUAUUCUCAUGAAUUCUGUGGUUUAGGAACUUGGACAGAGUACAACAUGAAUGGCUUUUCUCUGUUGCAUAAUAUCUUGGGACUUGGUAAGAAAACUAAAGGCUAGAAAUAGCUCUAGCAGCUCAGAAUUAUAAUCAGUAAAAGUCAUCUUCUCAUGUGGCUGGUGGUUGGACUGAGAAACUUGAAGCCACAACUAGAUGAACUAUUGACUAGAGCCAUCUACACUUUACACUUGGCUUGUCUAUGUCACUUGGAUUUUCUUAUGGCAUGUUGGCUAGAUUCUGAAAUUGGGUAUUCCAAAACAAAGCAGCAUUGAGUAAUCAUGUAGCAUUACUUCUACAUUUUCUUGGUGCUAAGUGAGUUAUUAAAGCCAUAUCAAAAGGUCAUCAAGGAUUGCUUAAGUGUUUUAAUGAAGGAUUGGCCUUGAGUCAGCAAUUACUGGCCAUUAGAAUGGCUGUCUUUAGGAUCAUGUAUGAAUGUCUGUUGUCAGAAUUAUUAGUAAAAAGUCUCCAGUGAGCAAAGACCUGAGUGCCAGCAUGUGUCAUAAUGCUGUGUUCUGGCAACAAAGUACAAACAUUGGUCUUUUAACUUGGCUUUCAUGUCAUCAACUCAGAAUUGUUCAUAUCGGUGCCUUUCGGCCAACACUACCAGAAACCUAAACAUGUUGGGUGUGUUGCAUUUAGAGAGAACAUGUACCUUUGGGGCACUGUGAAGUAUAUAUCAAAGGGUGUUGGAACAUAAAAUAUAAUUUGGGUUUUUGUUGGGCAGUUUGGAGGAAUGGUAUGACACUGGAAGGUCACUUUGGAUUGGGUAUUGUCAGAAAGUAAGGGUAGUUCUAUAAGUAUUAAAUCUUUAGGGAAGAGUGUGGAUUAAGUUGUACUUGUUUUUGAAAAUUCAGUCCUUCAGCAAGAGAGGAUGUUUGAUGAGAAAGUAACAAACCUGUUGGUGACAAAAUCAGCUCAAACUGAAAAGAGAAAAGUACCUAUACUGUUAGGUUGGGAGGACAGACAAAGCCAGCUGCAAAGUUAACAGAAAAUAAUUUUCUUCUAUGGUCCUAUAGCAGCUGUAAAAUGCCAUUAUGACCCCCACUUUGUGUGACUACUGCUUUGUUAAUAAUGAAACCCUGAGAACUAUUUCUGCCCAUCUGUUACUUGGGAUAUCCAGUUGCUUAACUUCUCUUGACUCAUGACAGCACCUAAAAUCUAGUUAAUCUCCACUUCUAGUCUUUUUUUUUUUUUUUUUUUUUUGGUACUGGGGAUUGAGCCCCCAGGGCUGCUUAUCACUGUGCUACAUCCUGAGUCCCUGUUUGUUUGAGACAGGGUCUUGCCAAACUGCUGAGGCUGGCCUAGACUUGUGAUCCUCUCACCUCAGUCUCCUGAGUCACUGGUAUUACAGGCAUGCACCACCCUGCCUGGCUUGCGCUUCCAGUCUUGCUGCAGAAACAAAAUCCCACCCAAAACCUUCCCUUAUAUGUCCUCAGAAUCCUUCAGCAGAAAUUCAAACCUUACCAAAGAUGGCUUUGUCCUCCCCCUAGUGGAAUAUACCAUCUUCAGUUCCCCUGGUUUGUGCCUCUUUGCUUGCAAGUUAAUAAUUGAUUUUUGCUGGAUGAUAGUCUUAAGCCUAGUGGUCUUUGGUUGACUAGACUUUAGCAGUUGUAAAUAAUUUAAGCUCAUGUAUGCUGUUGCCCUAUUGUGUCACCCUGGCAAAACACCAACCUUGGAGGAACCCAACAGUGCUGUAAAGCAUGUUUUCUGUAGGUUUGUACUAUUGUAAAUUCACGAUCACCAUCUUCAGUUAGGUUCUCAGCACUGCCAAUCAUCUGUUUUUAAUUUCUGUUUAAGUGCUUCAUAUCCUUUCCACUCUUAACAACCCCUUCAUCCUCUGAUUACUUCUGCCUGAGCUAACCCUGCAUCAUCUAUUGAACAUGUCAUUCCAAUGAAGAAAAGAGAUUUGGCCCUGGUAUUUCUCUCAAACUAUAAUUCUAUGCCUACUUCAUAGACUUCUCAUUUUCUCCAUUCCCUUGUCUCUUACUUGAUCUUCAAAUCCACUAUGCCUCUCCACUAUAUACAAUGAGCAUCACUAUUGUCAUGAGCAACCUCUACAUCACUAAAUUCAGUAAACAAUUCUUUUUUUUAUAUAUUUUAGUUACUGAUGGACCUUUAUUUAUUUGCUUAUGUAGCACUGAGAAUUGAACCCAGGGCUUCGCACAUGCUAGGCCAAGUGCUCUACCACUGAGGCACAACCCCAGCCCCAGGAAACAAUUUAGCUUGUCUUCUGGCAGUGCUGACACAAAAAUUGAAAAUCUCUAAUUAUCUAAGACAUAAUAACUUGCUUUCUAUUUUAUUAUUUUCCUCCUCAAUUCUUUUGUGGGCUUCUAUUGACCUAAUCUGUAAGUAUUGGUGUUUCUCAAAGCUCAGUACUAACCACUCUCUUUUUCUCAUAUUACAAUGUUCUAGGACUGUUCAUCCUCUCCUGUAGCUGCAGUUAGUACCUAUCAGCCAGUAACCUAUAGAUUUGUUUGUAUCUCUUGAUUCCAGACUUUUAACUAACUUACCAUUUCCACCAGGUAGACUUAGAAAAUUGAAGUCAUGCUAUCCCUGAAUUUAUUCCUCCCUCUCAAUGGUGGCCCUGCAACCUUUCCACUUGCUCCAAUCAGAAACCCUGGCAUUAUUUUGUACUCCUACAUCUCUCCCUCAAGUUCCAGGUUCAAUAAUCCCCAAGAAGAGAGUGGAGUUCCUAAAUAUUUCUUGGAGCUGUGCUCUCUUUCCUUACUGCCUAGGUACUAAGUUCUAUUUUCUCUCCUGAUGCUUUUUCAAAAGCUUUCUAGUGAUUUUGCCAUAUUGCUCUUGCAUCCUACAAUCUAUUCUCUUAAGCAGUUACAAGAUCUUUCAGAAGUGCAAGUAGGAUCACAAAAUCCUUCUUUAGUAGAAUUUCUAUUCAAGAAGUUUUUAGACAUUGAAGGAGGAAAUGGUGGGGAUGGAAUAGAACUAAGCACUGUAUAGUGCCAUUCGACAUUUUAUACUUCACAGAAGACAGAUCAAUUUGCAUAUCAGUCUUUUAGAAAUGAAGGUGAAUUUAGGAAGUUAGAUGUCUUCCCAUCAGUCGGUUUUGCCACCUUUGCUUAAAGUCCUUGCAAUAAACAAGUAUACUUCAAUAAAGCUGUUUUAAAACAAAAAUCUGGGCCAGAAAGAGACGUGCUCUUUUCCUAAUAGUCCACAACUCAAAUCCAUAAUGAUCUGGCCCCUGCCCACUAAACACACUCCAGGCUUCUCUCCCCAUUAGACCUCUCUCCGCCCUAAUGCUGCUUAAAGGAGCUUGCUUUCAGCCAUACUAUUUAAAGGCAAACAUAGUAUGUUCUCGGUAAAUUCUUGUUAAUGGUAAUUAGUAAAUAUAGUUGGAAGACAUUUUCUGAUGCUUUAUGAGGAAGAGGCCAAGUUUUGUAAGUUUUUUUUUUUAAUCAGCUUUACUGAGGGAUAUAAUUGUUGUUUAGGUUAUUUACAUAAGGAUCACUCCGCUGACACCACCCUGGUGGUUGGUCAGUGGUUGGCUGCACCGCUACAAGGCUGUCGCUUACCAACAUAAGUACAAGCAGCUCCCCUUCCGAGUCACGUAUCGGAAGUGAAGGCCGAAGGCGCGCAGACCAGAUAUCCGUCUGAGAAACCCCACCCUCUCCCGCGCUUCCUGCCCCUCCCUUUGCAGGUAGCGAGCCGGGGUGUGGCCCGGGACUCGGGGCGGGACUUCCGGUUUUUCUUGUUCCGGAGACGUAUAGCUGCUUCCCUGGCGCCGAGGUUCGAACCGCUGUAGUUUCCCCUUGUUCCUAGUUGUCGCCGUUGGCGCUGCCGCCCAUCUCCCGUUGCGGGGAUUUAACCACAAAACUUAUCAGCCAAAACCCUCUUCUGUGGCCCAAGGCCUCUGCAACAGAUUGUUUUCCUUCAUCAAGAAUUUUUUUAAAUUCAAGAAGUGUUCCUGAAGAAGCAGUCGUGGGCAGGCGCGGACGCUGUGCGGUUCAAGCUUUUUGACAAAUUAAAACUCAAAGAGACCUCCUUCCCACAACUUGCAGCUCAGAACUGCUGUUCUCGCCUUGAAAGGACUUCUUACCCUGUUGUAAUGGCAGCCGAAGUGCAAAUGGUACUUUAUGAAGAUGAUUCAGUGCAGGUCCAGUAUGUUGAUGGUUCCAAAUUACAGCUUUCUCCCUGUGGCUCUGAAUUUUUAUUUGAAAAGUCACCUCCUGUUUCAGCACACCCUUUAGAACAACCAGAAAGAAUUCGUCAAAGGACACACUUUGUUAUUAGCACUUACCGAGAGCAACUACAGCGAGCCCUAGAUUUUCGAAACUCUUCAGCUUCUUGCCUUUUUUUAUCUGAAAGCAUCAUACCUUCUGAAAGAAAAAAGUGCAUCUUCAUUGACAUCUCUGAAGUCAGAUGGCCCAGUCUCGAUCCAGAUGAUAGCAUGAUAUGUACAGAGAGUGGCACUGUGAAGAUAACAUCUUUAGAUGGUCAUGCAUACCUUUGCCUGCCCAAAUCUCAGCAUGAAUUUACAGUGCAUUUUUUGUGUAAAGUUAGUCAAAAGCCAGAUUCAUCUGUAGUAUUUUCAGAAAAAAAUAAUCAAGCCCCAAAAGGUAGACUAGUUGAAAAAAACAGCAAAAUCUGUACAUAUGGGGCUUUAUCAGAACAAAGACUGAAGAAUAAAGAAAAUGAGCUUUAUUGCCAGGUCUUAAAAUCCAAAGAAACUUUAGGGAAGAUGAACUGUAUAAAUGGAAGUGAAGAAAGGGGAGAGCUGCCUUUUCCUGAUACAAAUCACACAUAUGUAUACACAUGGGUAAAGCAGUGCUGGUCUGUCGCCUCCUGUCCAGAGGAAUGGAGAUACCCUUUGUCUUUAGCACUUCAUUUUCAAAAUAAAGUUAGCAACAUGUCUAAAACUGCAGAUAUCACGAGUAGAAUUUUAACUUCUGACGUUUCAGAGGAAAGAAGAAAAGAGGUUUCUGUUCUUCCCAGGACCCUGUUACUUAGCUGUUCUGCCCCACACCUGCACAGGUGGAAUUUUUGUGAUUCACUUGCACAGAGAGAGUCUGGUGAAGAAUAUUCCUAUCCUGAACUAGUGAAAGUGGUUUGGUAUAAGGGUGUCACAUAUAGGCUUACUCAUAAAAAUGUAAACUCAAUAGAGAUUUAUCCUGGAGAUGGAUCUGUUUUCAAAUCAGAGGGAGCCUAUUUGGGGAACUAUUUUACAUAUUAUCCUAGUCCAGAAGGAUCAGAAGAGAGAGAAGAGAAAACUUACUCAGUAAAUAACCUUCCUCCAGAUAGACCAGGAAAUCCGUUCUCUGUGUGUUCUCUGAUUAAACAGGCCACCAGAAUUCUCCAACAUUGUGCCAAGACGAGACUUUCUUUAAGUCAUAACUAUUGCAUAUGCUGCUGGAAAAUGAAAUCUGGAAUAGAUGAUAGCAAUAUAUUGCCUUUGCUUUUGCAAGAAUCAUUCAUACCCAACAUGGGAAGAUUUCUUGCCUACUCUGAUGACAAAGUACAUGCUAUCUUUGUAGAUGGCAUUACUGUAACCCUAAAUUGGAAUUUCAGCUCUUCUGUUGAAAAAAGACAGGUGAAUCAAGGUCUCAAGUUAGGUUGGUGUAAGUUAACUUUUCCUGAUGGACAAGAUGAGUUAAUUGAAAUUGAACACCCUGGACCAUAUGAAAGAUAUGUGACAACAGUAGCAUCAUGGUGCAGAAGACUUACCCAGAUUAGUCCAAGAGAGAUGCUCACACAUCCUUCAGCUUUUAUUCCUGAAGAAAAUUGGUCUGUUGCUUCUGAACUUGAAAAGAUACAGAAGUUUAACUUGCUACUGGAGAAUAGUGGUAUCCUAAACCAGAUUUCUAACAAGAAAAAUGAACAGUCUUCUGAUUAUUAUAAACCAAGAUCUUCAGAAACCUUGCUAGAAGAAUUUAACGAAAAGAAAGUAUCAGUAGCAUUGGAAAAAACUUCCAAAAUUCUUCAGGAUAUUGAUUGUCUUUUAUCAAACUCUAAAAAGUGAAAAAUGGAAUUAUUAUUAAAUCUUGAGGAUGUUGUUUCAAAUGACUGGUACAAAAUUAUUAGUAAGCCAAGAAAUUGCAUGUAUUACUUCUACAUGACUAUGAGAAUUGACAAUUAACUUUGGUUGUAUUUUACCUAACUUGCAAAAUUUUUAAAUAUACAAUAAAUUUUAUUAAUAAAGAACUAUUUUGAACUUUCA
Marmota monax (woodchuck) is the source of this 6764-nucleotide messenger RNA. It is a transcript of the gene CUNH5orf34, whose product is annotated as chromosome unknown C5orf34 homolog. Bases 4656 to 6566 code for a protein of 636 amino acids. The record is from RefSeq and is a predicted model, not a curated record. The transcript is spliced from 13 exons. Lineage: Eukaryota; Metazoa; Chordata; Mammalia; Rodentia; Sciuridae.